UGGUUCUGUUGGACACUACAACAGUGCUGGGAGAACUGGACUGGAAGACCUAUCCCGUCAAUGGGUGGGAUGCUAUCACAGAGAUGGAUGAGCAGAACAGACCUAUUCACACCUUCCAGGUUUGCCAUGUAAUGGAGCCAAACCAGAACAACUGGUUACGGUCUGGAUGGAUCCAGCGGCAGGCUGCUCAGAGGGUAUAUGUGGAGCUGCGUUUCACACUGAGAGACUGCAACUCCAUUCCUUGGGUGUCUGGCACCUGUAAGGAAACCUUCAACCUCUUUUAUCUGCAGACAGAUGAACCGCUCCCUGCAGGGACACGAUUUCGGCCUAUUGACUAUGCCAAGGUGGACACCAUAGCGGCAGAUGAGAGUUUUACACAGACAGAUCUUGGAGAUCGCGUGCUUCGCCUCAAUACGGAGGUCAGGGAGGUGGGACCGGUGACACAGAAGGGCUUCUACUUGGCCUUCCAGGAUGUGGGAGCUUGUAUUGCUCUUGUGUCUGUCAAGGUCUUCUACAAACGCUGCCCAUCCACUUUAAGGAACCUGGCAGCAUUUCCUGACACUGUGCCACAUAUGGACUCAUCCUCUCUGGUGGAAGUGAGGGGUGCAUGCGUGGAGAAUGCAGAGGAGAGGGACACACCCAAAUUGUACUGUGGUGCUGAUGGAGACUGGCUGGUACCAUUGGGCCGCUGUGUCUGUAGCAUUGGCCAUGAGGAGAUGGAUGGAUACUGCCGGGCUUGUAGGCCUGGCUUCUUCAAGGCAUAUGCUGGGAACACUAAAUGUUCCAAGUGUCCUCCACACAGCUCCAGCCAUGACCAGGCUGCCACUAUCUGUCACUGCGAUAAAGGCUUCUACAGGGCUAUCAAAGACCCCACCACCAUGAAUUGCCGCAGGCCUCCGUCACCUCCCAGGAACCUGGUCUCAUUGAUCAAUGACACGGCUCUCUUCUUGCAGUGGAUGCCUCCAAGCGAUACAGGAGGCAGGAAGGACAUCACUUACAACAUCCUGUGCCAGCGCUGUGAUGGAAGUGAGGGCGACGGUGGUGUGACACAGUGUGAGCCCUGUGGGCCAGACCUGCGGUUUAUCCCACGGCCGGUUGGUCUGACUGGUACCUCUGUGGCGAUACUAGAUUUUGCAAUGCACGCCAACUACACUUUCCAUGUAGAGGCUGUGAAUGGCGUAACUGGACUAGGUGUGGCCGUACGCUCGCUGGCGAAUGUUACCGUCAAUAUGCACCAAGUUGGUCCUGCUCUGGUGGGUGUAGUCAGAAAAGACUGGGCCUCUCAAAACAGCAUCGCCCUCUCCUGGUCAGAAGUGGAACCGCCUCCUUCAGACAUAGUGGACUAUGAGGUCAAAUACUAUGAGAAGGAGCAAGAGCAGCUGAGCUACUCAUCGACACGGACCAAAACCCCCAGCGUGGUGGUAACAGGCCUCAGACCCUCCACUGUCUAUGUCUUCCACGUGCGCGCUCGCACUGCUGCUGGCUACACAGCUUACAGCCCCAACUUUGAGUUUGCUACUGCAGCUGAGGAUCCUGAUAUCGCUGAUCAGGGUCAGGUUCUGGUGGUCGUCACAGCAUCUGUGGGAGGCUUUUCCCUGUUGGUCAUCCUUACCCUGUUCCUCCUCAUUACUGGACGGUGUCAAGGGUACAUUAAAGCCAGGAUGAAGUCAGAGGAGAAGAGGAGGACUCGCUUCCACAGUGGACAUGUCCCAUUUUCUGGGAUAAAGACCUACGUGGAUCCAGAUACGUAUGAAGACCCCACUCAGGCUGUGGAGGAAUUUGCUAAAGAGAUAGACCCCUCGUACAUAUGUAUCGAAAGGGUGAUUGGUGCAGGUGAAUUUGGAGAAGUCUGUAGUGGUCGUUUACGUAAACCUGGAAGGAUGGGCAUCGCUGUGGCAAUAAAGACACUUAAAGGUGGCUAUAUGGACCAACAGAGGCGAGACUUCCUGCGUGAGGCCUCAAUCAUGGGACAGUUCAACAACCCCAACAUCAUCAGGCUGGAGGGAGUAGUCACUAAGAGUAGACCAGUAAUGAUAGUGGUGGAGUACAUGGAAAACGGAGCGCUUGACUCAUUCCUCCGGACACGUGAUGGUCAGUUCACAGUGCUCCAGCUGGUGGGCAUGCUGCGUGGCAUUGCAGUAGGCAUGACCUACCUUUCAGAUAUGGGCUACGUUCACAGGGACCUGGCCGCUCGCAACAUCUUGGUGGAUGAAAACCUGGUGUGUAAGGUGUCUGAUUUUGGCAUGUCCAGAGUCCUUGAAGAUGACAGUGAAGCAGCCUACACUGCUACAGGAGGAAAGAUACCAAUACGCUGGACAGCACCAGAGGCCAUCGCUUAUGGAAAGUUUUCCUCAGCCAGUGAUGUAUGGAGCUACGGCAUUGUCAUGUGGGAAGUGAUGUCAUAUGGCGAGAGGCCCUACUGGGAGAUGUCCAAUCAAGACGUCAUUUUAUCAAUUGAAGAGGGCUACCGUCUGCCAGCGCCAAUGGGUUGCCCUGUGACGCUGCACCAGUUGAUGCUGCACAGCUGGCAGAAGGAGUCUAACCAGCGCCCACGCUUCAACGACGUGCUCUCUUUCCUUGACAAACUCAUAAUCAAUCCCAGUGGUCUGCUGACUUUGGUGAAUGAUGUUCAGAGUUACCCUGACUCCCCAGAGGACAUGCCAGACUACCCUCUUUUCAUCUCUAUCGGCGACUGGCUUGACUCCAUCAAAAUGAGCCAGUAUAAGAACAACUUCCUAGCAGCAGGAUACACAACACUGGAUUCCAUUUCAACCAUGAGUAUAGACGACAUCAGGCGUAUCGGUGUCUGUUUGAUUGGUCACCAGAGGAGAAUUAUAAGCAGCAUACAGUCUCUGCGCCUGCAGCUUCACCACAUCCAACAGAGUGGCUUCCAAGUGUGAGACCGUUGCACAAAGACAGACUGUGUGUGCUGCACACUGAGCUGGAA
Molecule: messenger RNA, 2947 nt
Organism: Seriola dumerili (greater amberjack)
Lineage: Eukaryota; Metazoa; Chordata; Actinopteri; Carangiformes; Carangidae
Gene: epha6
Product: ephrin type-A receptor 6-like
Exons: 20
Coding region: 84-2900 (938 amino acids)
Biological process (GO): protein phosphorylation; cell surface receptor protein tyrosine kinase signaling pathway; axon guidance
Cellular component (GO): plasma membrane; neuron projection
Molecular function (GO): transmembrane-ephrin receptor activity; ATP binding; protein binding
Source: RefSeq, a predicted model, not a curated record